Messenger RNA from Brassica napus (rape), 5305 nucleotides. RefSeq lists its product as uncharacterized. The transcript is spliced from 3 exons. The record is from RefSeq and is a predicted model, not a curated record. The coding region runs from base 2627 to 4423 and encodes 598 amino acids. NCBI's taxonomy places the organism in Eukaryota, Viridiplantae, Streptophyta, Magnoliopsida, Brassicales, Brassicaceae.
GGUUAAUGUAGCUACAAAAUACGGUUUCUUACUAUUUGUGGAUAUUAGCCACAAAAUAUCAUUUGUGGCUAGGUUGUAGAACUCCCGCCGCAAAUAGCCACAAACGACCGAUAUCCACAAGCUUAUGGCUGCAAAAGUUGCCACAAAAAUAGCCACGAAAAGCUACUGAAUUUAGGUCAUAGCCACAAAAACAAUUGUGGCUAUAGACAGUUUUUCUUGUAGUGGUAAUUAAAAAAAAAGAUGAUGAUUUUAAUAAUCUUUUUGAUUCAAUUUUAAUAUUUAAAUUAGAAAAUUAUAGAAGAUAUAGAAAUUAUUAUUUUUACUAAACAUUUUUCAUUUUAUAACAGAAAAUAUUUAUGUAUUUAGUAAGCUAAUUAAAAAAUAAUAAUCAUAAACACCCGCACUAUUCAUAAAGUCUAUAGUUGACGUAAAGAGAAAGGGAGAGGAAAAACUUGAAUCUUCCAUCGAAACAAUGAAUCCUUUUGGUAGUUUCACGAAAGAGAGGAGGAAUGGCCCAAAAGCGCCAGAUACACUGAGCUUCCCAUUGGAGGGGAGGAACUUACGCAUGGUUGCAGUAUCCACGACGUCCCCGGCGGCUGCGAUUCCGAACUCACCUCUUGCGGCGCUUCAGUCACCAUCCUCUCCUCCUCCGCCGGCAAGACCGUCAACCUUACGCAUGGUUGCAUUCUCCACGUCCCCGGCGAUUCCGAACUCACCUCUUGCGGCGCUUCCUAAACAGUACGUCGCCAUCGUCUCCUCCUCCGAACUCGCCACCGUCAACCUUGUUCCUGAUGACCAUUACCUUUGUUGGUUUAGUUCUUGCGCCCCUUCUGUCGCGUAGCGACUGAGAGAGAUGUCUUCUCUUUUCUUUUAUUUAUCUUUCUCUUUCUGUUUCUCUUUUCUUUCUUUCUUUCUUUCUUUCUUUCUUUCUGCGAUAUGAUCGGUAAAGUUAUUGUCUUGUUAUGGUGGAGUAAUACUCACCCCAAUGGGUUUCUUCUUGCUGCAACAUACUACCGUGAAGCCAUGGGGAUCUUUCUUGUGUCUCACGUCAGUCACCAAUGAAUCAUUUUUCAACAGUGCAGAAUAUAAUAAGGAAUUGGAUCCGUAACUUUGAGCAUCACGCUUCUGAUAAAUGUCAACAAGAUUCUAGUGGGGAACAAGAGUGCCAAGGCUAUAACCUACACGUUGAGGAAGCUUUCUUUUCAAUUGGUAAAGACAUUAAGCAAAGACUUGCAGUUUACUCCAUCAUAGAGAGUCUUACAAUCGCUUUGUAUGAUCAGACGAGCAACUUUAUGAAACUAUUUGAAAUGCUAUUUUGAGUUCAGUUUUCCCGUAUUACUGUUUUAAUGUGCAUAACAUGGAGUUCUGAAUGAGAAAGUACCCAAGUUUGAUACUCUUGUACUAUGUUCUACCUCUUUCUGUUCAGUUACUUAAAGCUACAUAUAUGAACUUCUCAUAACGUUUCUAAAAAUAUCUCAUACCAAUUCUGCCGACUUUAUUAUAAAUGUCCAUGUGCAGUGAAUAUACACUUGUUUUCUUAGCAGUUUCAUGAGAACAUAACGUUUGUAUUUAUAUGCGUUUAGUCUACAACUCUGCACUUUUUGACUUUUCAACUUCACUUUUGUUUGAACCGAGAUAUGUCGAUAAACCAGUGAAAAAAAAGACGAGAACUCGUCGGUGGUCGAGACAAAAGCAUUUAUUAGAUCAGAGAAUCGUUCGGUCGAUUUACAAAAGAGGAAAGAAACGGUGGAAACUAAGCCGGCGAAAGUUAAUUCGUCGGAAGGUACAAAUCGGCGAGAGAAAGAUGUAAAACCCUAAUUCUAGCAGAAAAUAAGUGUGUGGUGAUUUGCGGAUCUCCUUCUCGUUGCCUCUUGCCUCCCUUAUAUAGGCGACCAGUCGACGACCUAAUUUGCCUCCGCUCAACGGGCUUUCUGCUCAUUGGGCCGAACUAUCGGGCCGUCUCGUCAAGCCGUCGAGUCAACUGCUUGCAGUCGCUCGUUUCGUCGACUAAAAGCAGUCUCGAGUCGAGCCGAUCGGUAGUCCGCGAGCCGACAAGCAGAAUCCUCUCUAAACGGUUAUGGGCCAGUUCAGCUAUUAUGUGGGCCUUGGUGGAGGGUCAGAUCCAUACCCAACAGUAAGUCCCCCCAGUUCACUGGUGAGUAGCGUAGCCGACCAAGUGAAUUUGGAAAUAAGGUCUGAUGGAUAGUUGUUUUGGAGUCGUCCUUCCGAAUGUUUCUCGGCUAGGCUCGUUGCACGUCUCCUUGUGACUGAUUGCUGCACACUGCGCUUGAGCGUCGAAUCGUCGAGGUUCGUCGGUUGGAUAAACUGACGUUUUUUUCCCGUUUUGACCGUAAACACCGGUUUUGUCUAAACCGGUUCCGGUUCUCCUCGAAAAGUCAAAGCGUCGCGCGACUGCGUUGAUCUCCACAUGCUUUAAUGGGCCCAUCUAGGCCCGUUUGGAUCUAAUGAUGAUGCCUCGGGGAGGUGCGACCCCCUUUUCUUAUAAAUACCCCUCUCGCCUCUCAUUAUUUUCAUUCGGUACUUUCUCUCUCCUUCCCUCUACUCUCUCUCUAGCUUUUUAGUCGUAGAUCUUAGGAAUCGCGUGUAUCGUUCUUCGUCAAUCGUUAUGUCGUUGGGCGGAAGAUUGUCUAGAGAACAGAAAGGGAAAAUUGUGGCGACCGAGACGAGUCAUGCGCGAGAUGUGGCCGGAAAUCCUCUCUCCGAACUCGAGGCGAUUCACCGCGAGGCCAUGAUGGACACGGUGAAUAUGGAAACGUCUCAGUGGUUUCUAGUUGUCGAGUCGGCGAGACAGCUUCGUGAAGAAAGAGCAACCGCUGCGUUUUCUGCUCAAGACUGUGCGAGAGACGGUCGAAGUGGAGCGAGCGACGGAGAAGUUUCUCUCCCUGAUUUUGUUCCGACUUGCUACCAUCCUGGAGGGAUUUUCGAAGAGCUCACGGCUUUAGCGCAUGAAUUGAUGCGUUCUCCGACUGUAGAGGGGCAAUCAUGGGAUAACGUUGAAGAGACUCGCUCGACUCCGAGUAGCGUGAAGAUUCUGCUAAGGGAAUGUCGUGGAGUCGGAGUAACCUUCCUCAUUCCCACGAAAGCCCAAAUACCAUGGUCUCCGCUGAUGGGAUUCCAAUGCGUGUAUGAGUCGUAUUUUCAGGACGAGACGAAGCUUUGGUUCCCGCUUCCUCGACUCAUUGCGUCCUUCGCGAGACGUCUCGACGCAGCAAUCUCUCAGUUUUUAAACGGUUCACUUUGUCUUGCGGUCGCGAUGAUGGUCAUGGCCGCGGAGAUCGACGUGUCGAUGAGCGUUCGAGCUUUCGAAGAGUUGACAUACCUCAAGUCGAUGGGGGAGGGAUUAUUUUCAAUCUAUAUGAGGCUGAACUACAAUGUGAUUGCUGGGCAUCCCAACAAGACGCCGCACUGGCAGCGUUUCUACUUCUACGUCAAGUCGGACGAAAUUGCUUUCGAAGAUCCGCCCGGUGAUGCCUUUCGAUUUUUAUGGAAUCCUGAACUCGGUAGAGCGCUGUUGAUAACUCGUUAUUGUUUUUCUCCUCGUUCUUAUCAGUUUUCAUCUUUCGUUGCAGUUGAUCACCCGGACACAGCUGUGUAUCCCGAAGAAUUCAUAGCGAACGCUUGCGCCGUCGCAUUGCUUGUUCAGGAAAUUUGGGAGAACAUCACCUUGGAGAGGAUUCGACUAGUCAUCGAUAAGAUUUCGAGAAGUAAGUCUCUUAAAUCCCUUUGUGUGUACACGUUACCUCGUUUUCUUACCUUCUUUUUGUCGUGGCCUUAUAUGUCGGUUUUCGCAGGGGAUUGGAGAUCUGAUCUUCUGUCGUUAGUGGUUGGCAAUAAACGACGAUUUUCUCUAUUCACCAAAGCGGAGCAGAAAGAGAUCAACGCGGCCAGAAGAAUGAAGGCUCUACCUGACUUGAGUGCGAUCAUUGGGAAACGACUGGGCGAUUCAUCGGGUAACGAGCCGACCGGGACUUUUGAUGGGGCGACUCGUGGAAAAAAUUCCUAUGCUAAUACUCAGCCAGCAUCGGUUCCUGUUCCCGUCGAUGUCGAGCCUUCGAGGGAAGACUCGGCGCCAGAAGCUGAUAAACCGGUGAAGGCUAAGAAGAAAGGAAAGAAGAGGUCUGCUCCUGGUCCGUCCGUCGCUGCAACUCAAGAGGGCUCAUCGGAGGCCGCUACUGAGGUUAGGUCGGACGAGCCUCCAAAAAAGAAGAAGAAGAAGAAGUCUGUGGAGAAAGAGCCGGAGCUUGGCGAAGGCACAGAGGGUCGGGAGAUCGUUGUUCACGAUGGUCCUAGUCAUGCUACCGUGGCUCAGACUGAUGAUGGGUUGAGCGGUUCUCUGGUUACUCCUUUGGAAAGGAACAGGAAGAAACCAUCUAUCGAGCAGAACGUGCCAGCCUCUAGUUAACAAGGUCAUUCUAAGGCGCCUGAGGAGAGAGAUGCCUGGGAGUAGCUCCGCUCGGGAGAGGCGUCAAGUCGAAUUUCCUGAUCACGUGGAAUUCAUGUACGAAGGCGAUACACCGCUCUCUUACGCGCCGGAGGAAUGUGCUGAGCUAGACCGUCAGAUCCGAGGUGCUGCGAACGAUAUGCGGUCAGUUAAGGAUCUGAUUUUCAAGGAUGUCUACAUCAAUGCAGCGAGGACCAAGGUUUUGGUAAGGGUUGUCACUUUCUUUAAUUUUCGUCGUAUGUAUAAUUUCUAUCUGAACCUAACUUUGAUUUGCGUUUGCGCAGUACGAUGGAAGCAUGAACUACAUCAUCGAGAAGUACGACUUUGCCUUGAAAUAAACUCUCGCCAAGCUGAAGAAAGCCGAGAAGCUUGCGCGGGUGGAGGAUGCGGCCCAUACUCGUAAAACGGGUGAGUUUAAGACGGUCAUUGAUCAAGCCGUAGAGGAGUGGAGUCGGUUACUCGCGGAGAAGACAGCCCAAAAGGCGAAGUUCAUGGACAAGUUCAUGGAACUGAAGGGCAAAUUCAAGACUGCCGGUGAGAAGAUUAAGGGACUCGAGUGAGAGAAAGCCGUCUUAGAGGAAGAGAAGGCCGCAUUGGAGGAGGAGAAGAAAACUGCAUCUCUCAGACAUGUCCGUGAGGUGAAUCGACUGAAGGACUCUCAGAGCUUCUAGGUCACUCACGAACGAGUGAGAGUUCAGACGGCGAUGAUUGCAAAGUGCAAUUACCGUUUCAACAAUAUCCACAGUCGGUAAGCUCGUCGUGAAGAUUUUGACAAUGCUCGUCUUCUCUACAGCCAAGCCUUUGGUAUGAGGAAAUGUCUUGAGAUGCUAAAGGCGAAUGGGC